CCCAUCCCCAUCUCCCCGCCGGCGCAGGCCCACCAGCGCCCGUCCCUCGCCGCAGCCAGUAGCCGCAGGAGUAGGUGCGGCCCCCCCACCUCCCGUUCCCUUUCCGGAAAGGAAAACGCCCCCUCGCACGCGAGGUGUUCGACGGAGAGCCGCAUAGGAGCAGGCAGGCGCAGCCCAUGUCGAGCGCAGCCGCCAGAUCGGAGUCGGGCGCUGGCCCGGCCACCGCUCAUGAGCUAGCCAUGCAGCAGCCACCGCAGCAGCAGGAGGUGGUCGCCGCCGCGGCUGAGGUGCAGGCGCCACCACCGGGAUCAGUGGUGGUGGCCGCGGCUGAAGUGCCUGCGCCGGUGGUCGUGGCCACGGCUGAGGUGCCCGCACAGGCGCCCGGGGCGGUACUCACCAUCGUGAUCUCGAAGCCGGAGGAGGAGGAGGCGCGCGAGCAAAAGGGCGUCGCUCCGGCCUCUCUGCCCCCUCUGGAGGUCGGGGAUGCCAGCGCCAUGGUUGCCGUGGCGGCCGCGAAGGAGGCAGAGCUGGCGAGAUCCGACAGCUUCGACGAGCAAUGCAGAGUUUGUCAGCAAAAGUCAGAAGAACCUUUGGUAGACCUUGGAUGCAGAUGUCGUGGUGAUCUUUCAAAAGCUCACCGCACUUGUAUUGAUGUCUGGUUCCGUACUAGAGGUUCAAACAAGUGUGAGAUAUGCCAGCAAGUUGCUGUCAACAUACCUCCUCCAGAGACACAAGCAAGUACAAGUUAUUGGGUUUGGAGGGUUGAUUCAGCUUAUGGAAGGGGCCGAGGAGGACGUGAAAGGGGAUGGUUUAGCCCACUCUGGGUUGCAUUUGCAAUUCUGAUUGGUGGUCUAUUAUUGGAUGUGCUGAUAUCUGUUUCUCUUGGUGUUUCCGCACUUCCUGUGAACAUAAUAAUUGGUGUUCUGAUUGUUCUCGGCUUGGGCACUGCCCUUCGACUAGCUCUCGAGUGCUGCCAGGAGUUUGGCUCGAGGAGAAGCAUGCCAAGGAUGGAAAACAUGGCACCCAGUGGGUACCACCCCGGAGUAUAGCUUAGGCCUGUAAAUAGUAUAGAGGUCAAUGUUUGGAUUCUCCUUUUGACAGCUGGUAGUUCUUACACACUGCUCCAUGAAAACAAGCUCAAAUUCAAAGCCUGCUGAUUACAAUCAAAUCACGUCCUUCCGAUGUAAAUAUGCAGCCCUGAUAUUGAUCUUUCUUGACGUGUUUCUUCUGACACUAUUAGAGAGAGCUGCCUGUCCCAGAUCUCUUGGUUAAACCUUACUCAAGAUUUCUGGUCUAGCCCUACCUGGGGGCCAAGAUUAGCGUUAAUGUGGGUGUGAGUUUGUAAAGGGCUGAAAGCCACUUGUUGCUAUCUAUGGAAUGCAUGCAGAAGCCUUUGUUGUGCUUUCA
This is a messenger RNA of Triticum aestivum (bread wheat), 1407 nucleotides long. RefSeq lists its product as uncharacterized. Bases 177 to 1049 code for a protein of 290 amino acids. Gene Ontology annotation, molecular function: zinc ion binding. The record is from RefSeq and is a predicted model, not a curated record. The transcript is spliced from 6 exons. Lineage: Eukaryota; Viridiplantae; Streptophyta; Magnoliopsida; Poales; Poaceae.